Molecule: messenger RNA, 417 nt
Organism: Striga hermonthica
Lineage: Eukaryota; Viridiplantae; Streptophyta; Magnoliopsida; Lamiales; Orobanchaceae
Source: the annotation of a GenBank genome assembly
AUGGGGAUCCUGGUGCAGAUCUUGCCACGGGAGGGUGUGGUUCAAGCGGUAGAUGUGUCUGCACGGCAUCUUGCGGGCCCCCGAUCGAGCCUGGAGACAUCCGUGCAUGCCUGCAGCGUGCAUUGUUGGCCGACAGCAGACCAAAGGCCUCGACACGAUGGCGCACCCUUGCUAGCGGAGACGCAGAAGUCGGGGAGAAGAAGUUCAGACGAAUGCAAGGAGCAGGAGGAGAAGGCCGACACGUGGCACCGCCUCGAGAGGACCACCGGCAGGUUCCUCCGCCGGUUCAGGCUGCCGGAGAACGCCAGGAUGGACCAGGUGAGGGCCACCAUGGAGAACGGCGUGCUUACCGUUGUGGUUCCCAAGGAGGAGGAGGCGAAGAAGCCCGAGGUUAAAGCCAUCGACAUCUCGGGCUGA